Molecule: messenger RNA, 1502 nt
Organism: Nasonia vitripennis (jewel wasp)
Lineage: Eukaryota; Metazoa; Arthropoda; Insecta; Hymenoptera; Pteromalidae
Product: gamma-glutamyl cyclotransferase-like venom protein
Exons: 6
Coding region: 693-1340 (215 amino acids)
Molecular function (GO): gamma-glutamylcyclotransferase activity
Source: RefSeq, a predicted model, not a curated record
CAUAGAAGUCUGAAAAAAUUACCGGUUAUAGUUUUUGAUACCGUCUUUGCGCGGAAGCGAGCUGGAUAGCAGCCUUGAACGGGAUCCUGGGGAAAAAGAUACUUUAAAGUAUGCUUUCCUUCCGAGCGCCUAACGUCAGCCAGAAUGAACAAUAAACGAUCGAUCUGAUUUAACCCAAAAUAUUUGACACAUCUGCAAAGUAUAUCUUAAGUAUCCUUUUCCUCUGGGAGAUUGCACCGACAACUAGGUCCUGUAAUUUUUUGAGAGUCAUAAAUGCUCUCGUUUUUCCAGAAGUUGGGAGCGUAAAUUUACAUUAGUAGUAUAUCUAUGUAACUGGUGUGGUGGACCCUUAACGUACGUUUUAUCAAUUUUUUUUUAUGGUCACAUUCCAAGGAUUUCAUAUCACUACAUUGAUAAUGCUUUUAUGAUAAAAAUUACGAAUUCUUCUCUUUUAUUAAACCAUAAUAAUUGCGUAAUUUUAUCGUCUUAUAUGAACUUUGACUUUUGCAUUGAUAUAGUAAAUAUAAUUUUCCGUUGUGUAAAAUCGUGUUAAAAUAUUGUCGUGUAGAUAUUAUGUGUAAGAUAUUGUUAUCUUCAUGUCAUUAGUAAUGCUAUUAAAUAGCUUGGAAAACUUGGUACUUGGCACAGUCUACUAACAACGCAGAAAACGAACGCUACCUGACACUUUACAUAUGCCGGCCAUUGAAAUGGAUAGUAAAAUAGUAAUGGUAGCAAUGCUCUUAGCUUUAGCUGCAACUCAAUUCUCACAUGCGAGUCCACUUGAGGUAGCAAGUUCUAAUGAAUCGCCAAAGAACAUGUCUCGUACUUUCUUUUACUUUGCUUAUGGCAGCAAUCUCCUGAGCCAAAGAAUUCAUAUUAAGAAUCCUACUGCAGUCCAAAGAUAUAUUGGCAAACUUAAGGAACAUCGUCUUGAUUUUAUCCACUAUUCAAAAAAUUGGAGAGGCAGUGUCUCAACUAUUGUCCCUGAUGUAAAAUCUGAAGUUUGGGGAGUUAUAUGGGAAAUUAAUUUGGAAGACCUGGCCCAUUUAGAUGACCAGGAAGGAGUGCAUGAAAAUAUAUAUUUUCCAAAGAACGUUAGCAUAAGAACCCCUGAAGGAGAAACUAUUGAAUGCAGAACAUAUCAGGAAUGUGUAUUGCCAGAAAAAUAUGUGCCACCGAGUGAGCUGCCACCUGAAAGACAACCAUCCUUUGUAUAUUUAAAUACUAUAAUACGAGGAGCAAAAGAAUUUCACAUUCCAGAAGAAUACAUACGAUUCAUUGAAUCUUUUAAACACAAUGGCUACACGGGUGAAGUAGAACUGCAUGGAAAAUCAGAAUGAAAGCUCAAACUUUUUUACUGUCAACUAGGACAAUGAAGACUAACACUUGACAAAAUUGAUAAAGUAGUAAUAUAUUUAUUUUAAAAAAUUAUCUUGAAUUAUAUGUAUUACUGAUAUUAGCAUAACAUGAGUUACAAUAAAGUACCAAUUUCAAUUUAAAAA